AUGGAAAUGCCGCUUGUCUCACCCUGUCCUCUGACUAGGCUGCUCGAUCAGCGACAGCAAUUGCUGUCAUGCACUGAUAUUGACCGUCGUUCUGAAGAGAAGCGUGGACUGUUCGCCAUUUUGGAAGAAGAAUCAAUGUUCCCUGGUGCCACCGAUGAAAGUCUUCUGGAAAGAAUAUUUGUGCACCUUGGGGAUGAGUCCAGACUUAUACAUCGUGCUAGCCGUCCUUUGCAGUUCGUACUGGAGCAUGCCAUGUCCUGUUAUCCGUCAAAAUACGACGUCACUGGUUGGGUGAAGCAGGCUCAACCGUGCGAGAGCGCUGCUGCUGCUAGACCAUUACUGAUUCAGAGCAAGAGUCCCCAACUGGCAACCAUCUUCGGUGCCUCACUGCCUAACGAUUCGAGUAAGUUACGUCGUGCUACACAAGCUGCUCAGUUUGAACUGAAUGCGCGGAGAUCGACCAGCGGCUUCUUUGCGAACAUCAGUUCACAAAUAGUGAGUUUACGUGAUUGCCGAUCUUUUUCUCAGGCUGAGUUUCCUUUUCGAGAAGUUCAUUGA
Molecule: messenger RNA, 558 nt
Organism: Cooperia oncophora
Lineage: Eukaryota; Metazoa; Nematoda; Chromadorea; Rhabditida; Trichostrongylidae
Source: the annotation of a GenBank genome assembly